AUGGGGCAGGAAGCAGCCUGCCAAGUGCUGCUCCCAGCUGAACGCUCCCCACCAGGCACCAGGCCCCCAAGUCAAGGCGCCCUCGUGGAGCCGCAGAUGGGUCGAGAGGCCCCCCGGACGGCGUUCAUCGGGUGGGCGAAGCUCUUUCAGCAGGAGCGCUGCACCGGGAACGAUGGUCCCAAAGUACAAGCAGUGCUGAGAACCCGGGCUUUAGGGCAGGAGAGCUCCACUGGUCAUUUACGACGACUGGAUGUGACGCCCCCUGCAGACACUACCGUCUCCCACAUUGGACAAGCAAGUGCCCAGAGGUGCGGCGCCCACUCUUAUCCCCUCCCUUCCAAAAGUACCACGGACCUUCCGCAGGCCCUUUGUUCCCAGAGCAGAUUAGCAAAGAAUCCAGGGAGCCGCUAUGGGAAGCUCUUCGGGCCUAAUCCCCGGUGGAGGAAGCAGCUGGUCCUCCAGCUGGGCCCGGGUGGUGACGAUACAGGCCCGGGCCUCAUCUCCUCUUGCCUUCCUGACUGCUGCCCCGUGGGUCUUCCAUCCGACUCCCAAAGAAGGGCGAAGGCCAAGCCCUCUGUUCAGGCUGACCAGAGGGUACAGGAGGCCAGGGGAGACCACAGCACGCGCGCACAGGCCCUGACCUCCGGCUCAGCAGAACAGGCCCCAGGCAGCCAGACGCAGGGCGGGGGCCCACCUGCUCUCAAGGACGGGGUCCUGAUGAACUGCCCCUGCCCUCUGCGUUGGCUCAAGCCCAGAAUGUCUCUGACACACCGGCUUGAAAUUCUUCAGGGCUUUAAACCUGCUGAAUCUGGGAACAGCUUAAUUACGGCCAGAGAAAUUCCUCCAUAA
Molecule: messenger RNA, 849 nt
Organism: Rangifer tarandus platyrhynchus (Svalbard reindeer)
Lineage: Eukaryota; Metazoa; Chordata; Mammalia; Artiodactyla; Cervidae
Source: the annotation of a GenBank genome assembly